CAAUUUAUUCGUUCAAUUGAAGAAAAAUAUAGUGUUAGUUUGCGUGAUGUAAAACGAACAAUUAAAUUAGUCAUAUUCUUCAGUAAAAGUCUUCAAAGUCGUCCAAAACUCAAUAAAUCCCCCUACCCACCUCAUCCGGAUAAUUCUGGCCGUAUCAAUUUUUUAGUUCGUUGUUAUAUUUUAGCAAUUAGUCUUUGUUAUCAGUCUAGAAUAUAUGAACAAGAAUUACGAACUGAAUAUCGCAAAGAAAUGAUUAAAGUUUUCCAAAGACAGAAAAUAAACAUUAAAGAUGGUGAUUUUAUUAAAAUAAUCCGAGAUGAGCAAGAAGAUUGGGUUAAAAGAAUGCAAUUGCCUCCAAAUACUGCGAUGAAUGAAGCAUUAUUAGAAAAUGUUUUAGUGAUGAUUGUCUGUAUUCUUACCAAGAUUCCUGUGUUUAUUAUCGGUGCUCCAGGAUCAUCAAAAUCCUUAGCGAUUAAACUUGUAGGUCAAAACCUACGUGGAUCUGAUUCAAAUGAUAGAUAUUUUCGAAAACUUCCUCAGGUAUACCUUAUUUCUUAUCAAGGAUCGUCGUCUUCCACUUCGGACGGUAUUAUUAAAGUUUUUGACAAAGCUAUUAAAUACCAAGAAACCAGUUCAAAAGAAUUUUCAGUUAUCAGUGUUGUUGUUCUUGAUGAAGUUGGAUUGGCUGAAACUAGUCCACAUAAUCCACUUAAAGUACUUCAUGCAUUACUUGAACCAAGCUAUCCGUCUGAUGGGCCAGCAGUUUCCGUCGUUGGUAUCAGUAAUUGGAGAUUAGAUAAUAGUAAAAGCAGCAGAGCCUUAUUAGUUCAAAGACCUAAAUUUGGUGUCGAGGAUCUUAUCGAUACGGCGGUUCGUUUACUUGAUUCUAAAUUACAUAACUCCAUAACCCGUGCCUCACUUCGGCCACUUGCGGAUGCCUAUUCAGAGUACGAAGGAUGUGGACAAUCACAUUCUAACUUCCACGGUCUUCGAGAUUAUUAUGGAUUAGUAAAAAGUUUAUCGAAGUCUGAUCUAACCCCAGAAAACGUUCAAAUGGCAUUAGAAAGAAAUUUUGGUGGCACUGAUCGAAAUGAAAAUCCAU
Molecule: messenger RNA, 1102 nt
Organism: Racocetra persica
Lineage: Eukaryota; Fungi; Glomeromycota; Glomeromycetes; Diversisporales; Gigasporaceae
Source: the annotation of a GenBank genome assembly